AGUAAAAUUAUAACCAUCAUACAAAAUUGUAUAAAUAGAUGGUUUUGCUGUAUUACACAUUUUAUAUGUGAUGGAAAUAUGCUGUGAUCUGGGAGAAAUUCAGGGCAAGUUUUUUUUUUUUUCUUAAUUAUGAAAUGUAUUUAUUUUCUGCCCAUUAACAUGGCACCUGGGAAGCAGCAGACUGUCUGUCUGUGAAGCUGCAGAAUAUCAGCCUGCUGGCUCUGAUUCAGGAGCCAAACUCAUUAGGGGGGGGCAGUUCACCAGAUGUGGAGAGGAUGAUUGCUCAGAUAGCCCUGGUGGGGGCGCUAUGCUGCGUGACCCUGCAGCCAGGUUUUCUAGAAGCCACGUCUCUGAGGAAGGUCAAACAAAAUGAAGAGGCGCCGCCCCCCGGCCUCAGCGCUCUGAGUUUAGAGGCGGAGCAGGCCCACGGCUUCCUGUCCCGCCCCCGACCCAAACGCAACAUCGACCCAAAAUGGCACCGCAGCCCACCGGAUUUCCAGGCCUACUACAAAUACUACAACAACAUCGGGCACAUCGAGGGGCUGUAUGAGAUUGACCGGAUCCGGAUGCUGUACCAGCAAAUGAGACACCUGGAGCAGGUCUAUGGGCCAGACGCCUCUCAGUACCAGAACAUGCUGGGUCUCCAACCCGUCCCGCCCCCGAUGUGUGACCCCAAAAAAGACAAGAACUGCAAACCGGCCCCUGUUGCAGCACCCCCAGGGACCCCGGCCCCCCCUCCCUCCCCCCCCCCACCCAGCACGCCCCCCCCGCCUCCCCCUCUCCCGCCCAUGUCCCAGGCGAACGUGGUGUACCUGUGUAACCCAAAAGACCCGCUGUGCCUCCCCCAUCUGGUCUACCUGCCGACGGGGGCCAUCCCCGUGCUGUGUGACCCACGCUACCAUCCCGCCUGCAAACCAAAACUGCUGAGGAGCCCCCCCCCCGCCUCCACAGACCCCCCCGCCCCCCCUCCUCCACCCCCGGCCCCUAAAAAAUCUCUCCCUCCGCCUCCACCUGUGAUCGAUAAGGAAAUGGAGUAUGAUUGCGACCACUACUGGGACCCGGACUGUCUGAUCGACCACCCCCCACGGCCGGUCAAACCCAAGACCCCCCCACCCCCGCCCCCCACCGAGACAGAGGCAGUGGAGGGCGAAGAGGCCACGCCCGUCCUUGAACCCAGGCCCCCCGGCAAGGGUAAAAAACCCGCCCCAUUCCUGCAUGACUACCGCCGUGAGCUGUUCGACCCAUACCUGUACUCCAACCCUGCCCCCGACCCAGAGUAA
This is a messenger RNA of Conger conger (European conger), 1280 nucleotides long. It is a transcript of the gene and3, whose product is annotated as actinodin3. Lineage: Eukaryota; Metazoa; Chordata; Actinopteri; Anguilliformes; Congridae. The record is from RefSeq and is a predicted model, not a curated record.